UUUCCCCAGUAUUUAUAUUCUUCUUCCCUCUUCCUUCUUCUACCUCUUACAUUACAUUCACCAUCUCUUCUCCCUUACCUCUUCUUUUCCCACUUCCCGCUGAUCUCAAGUCAGGAUCCUUCUGAUAAAGAAAUUCGACGAAUGUCUAAUAAGUUGGUGGAACUGAAAGUGGGUCUGCACUGUGACGAAUGCAUCAAGAAGAUCCUCAAGGCCAUCAAGAAGAUACAAGAUAUUGAGACAUACAAUGUGGAUACACAGCUGAACAAGGUCACCGUGACCGGAAACGUCACCACUGUACAAGUCAUCAGAGUUAUCCACAAGAUUGGCAAGACCGCCACCAACUGGGACGAUGAAGAACGCCAGCUCCAGCAGCAGUUCUAACUCUCUAAGAACCCUGCAAUCUGAACACCACCCAAUUCUCAGUAGCCCUGAUAAUGAUUGCCGUUCUAUCACCCCACUUCGAUUUUGUACUGAAUGAAUAAAGUAGCAGAUGAAUGAAGAGUGAGAUUUACAGAAAAGGUAGUAACAA
Molecule: messenger RNA, 529 nt
Organism: Linum tenue
Lineage: Eukaryota; Viridiplantae; Streptophyta; Magnoliopsida; Malpighiales; Linaceae
Source: the annotation of a GenBank genome assembly